Messenger RNA from Odobenus rosmarus divergens (Pacific walrus), 2466 nucleotides. It is a transcript of the gene LRGUK, whose product is annotated as leucine-rich repeats and guanylate kinase domain containing. The record is from RefSeq and is a predicted model, not a curated record. Gene Ontology annotation, molecular function: protein binding; GMP kinase activity. The transcript is spliced from 20 exons. Gene Ontology annotation, cellular component: cytosol. The coding region runs from base 1 to 2466 and encodes 821 amino acids. NCBI's taxonomy places the organism in Eukaryota, Metazoa, Chordata, Mammalia, Carnivora, Odobenidae.
AUGGCGACCGCCAGGAGCGAUCCCCAGUGGCCGAUGUCUUCCUCUCUCCAGAGCAGUCCACGAACUGGAGCCCAGUGGAUUCGGCCGCACUCAGAGCGUCAGUCUUGCUGGUCUUCUUUUCCCAUGGGGCAGAGACCGAAAGGUACUUUCCGUAAAGCCUCCUCCUACCUGCUCCAGCAGCUCAUUCACCGCUCUCGGGAGUCGGACGCGGACGGAGAGGAAUACGAGGACAAGGGCGAAGUGGAAUCCGAGGAGUCCUCAGAGUCCGAGAUGCUGAAUUUGGAGGAGGAAUUUGAUGGGGUCCUGAGAGAGGAGGUCGUGGCCAAUGCCCUUCACCAGUUGGGGCGCUCAGGCUCUGGGACUGAGCAGGUCUAUCUCAAUCUAGCUUUAUCAGGUUGUGAUUUAAUUGACAUUAGCAUUCUUUGUGAAUAUGUUCACCUACAGAAGUUGGAUCUUUCAGUAAAUAAAAUUGAAGAUCUGUCUUGUGUGAGUUGUAUGCCUUACCUUCUGGAACUUAAUGCUUCUCACAAUAAACUGACGACAUUCUUCAAUUUCAAGCCACCCAGAAAUCUCAAGAAGGUGGAUUUUUCCUACAAUCAAAUUUCUGAAAUGUGUGAUUUGUCAGCAUACCAGGCUCUCACUAAGCUAAUUUUGGACAGCAACGAGAUAGAGGAGAUCAGUGGGCUAGAGCUGUGUAGUGGCCUAACAUACCUGAGUCUGGCCAAGAACAAGAUCACGUCAAUUAACGGCUUAGGCAUGCUGCCAAUCAAAAUCCUUUGUCUGAGCAAUAACCAGAUUGAGAAGAUCACGGGUUUGGAGGACCUAAAAGCCUUGCAGAUUUUGGAUCUGUCCCAUAAUCAGAUCAGCAGCCUCCAGGGCUUAGAGAACCAUGACCUCUUGGAAGUCAUCAACCUGGAGGAUAAUAAGAUUGCUGAGCUGGGUGAAAUGGAAUACAUUGAAAAUCUACCUCUCCUCCGGGUUCUCAAUUUUCUAAGAAACCCAAUUCAGGAAAAAUCUGAAUAUUGGUUCUUCGUGAUUUUUACGCUCCUACGACUAACAGAAUUAGAUCAGAAGAAAAUUAAAGUGGAAGAAAAGGUUGCUGCCGUGAAUAGAUACGACCCUCCCCCAGAAGUGGUCGCAGCCCAAGAUCACCUGACCCAUGUUGUCAACAGUGUGAUGCAGCCGCAGAGGAUCUUUGACAGCACUCUCCCCUGCCUGGACGCCCCUUAUCCGAUGUUGGUGCUAGCUGGUCCUGAAGCCUGUGGGAAACGAGAACUGGCUCACCGCCUCUGCAGAGAGUUCAGCACGUACUUCCGAUACGGGGCCUGCCACACCACAAGACCGCCUUACUUUGGAGAAGGGGAUCGAGUCGAUUAUCAUUUUAUCUCUCAGGAAGUUUUUGAUGAAAUGCUAAACAUGGGGAAAUUCAUUCUCACAUUUAAUUAUGUUAAUCACCGUUAUGGAUUAAAUAGGGACACCAUAGAAGCUAUCGCCAGAGACGGUUUAGCAAGUUGUAUUCACAUGGAAAUAGAAGGUGUAAGAAGUUUGAAAUUUUCCUAUUUUGAGCCUCGAUAUAUCCUGGUGGUGCCCAUGAACAAGGAAAAAUAUGAGGGAUAUUUGCGGAGAAAAGGAUUAUUUAGUCGUGUAGAGAUUGAAUUUGCUGUCUCUAGAGUGGACCUUUAUAUUGAAAUCAACCAGAAGUUUCCAGGAUAUUUUGAUGCAGUCAUCAAUGCAGAUGAUCUGGAAGUUGCCUACCAAAAGCUGAGUCAUCUCAUCAGAGAAUACCUUGGGUUGUCUGAGGAAACAUCCAAGAAUUUGGCUCCAACUGCAGGUAUUAAGAUAUCUCCGAUGAAAUCUGAGGAGUUUUCUAGGAAGCUCUCCACUUUGAAUUUGUGUGAUUUCCUGGAUUCUACAGACAGAAACUACUUUGUGAAAUUAUGGGCCAAACUUGCAGCCAAAAAAACCCCAGUGGAAAGAGAAUCUAUAGAGAGACAAUAUGAGACAGCCCGGCAGGCCCUGAUGGGAAAGAUACCUCCUCAUCAUACACUCCUGUUUCAAAGGGGUCUGGUGCCAGCACCUGUUAUCAAUGGUCUACAUUAUUUUACAGCUUUAGAACUACAGAAAAGUUUUGAGCUUUGUGAAGAUUAUUUUAAAGCUCCCAUUGGACCGUAUUCUGAGAAGAGCGGCGAGGAUUCCCACCUUAUCAAGAACUAUUCUACAGUAUUUCAUUCUUAUCCAUGGUCAAAAGAAAUGGCUUUUCAGCCUCCAGAGGGCAGCGUCUAUUCCCACCCGGGAUCAGGAGUAAGUGAGAGUGAGGCCGAUCAGGCCGUAAAAGAGCUAUGUAAACAGCCACUUCCAUGUGACAAAGGGUCUGUCCAACACAGAAGACACAUGGUCUCGGUCAUCAGCCACCCAGGUUUCAACACCAAACUCAUCCUCCCUCCAAUCCCUCAGGGCCGCAAGUAG